AUGUCUUACCGGAAAGAUGGUUCUGUUGCUCGCCAUGGUCUUCAUAGGGCCUCUUUCGUGAGGUUUCCCCUGCUCGCGAUUUUGAUCAUAGCCCCACAGGCGUCUGCUAAAGCCGCCUUUGCCCAUUUCAUGGUGGAAAAUACAGAGAGAUACACGCUUGCGGACUGGAAAAAUGAUAUCUCCCUCGCUCAUGACGCCCACAUCGAUGCAUUUGCCCUGAAUGUGGCCCAUGGCAAGGCAACCAACGAGAAGUCGGUUGAAGAUGCUUUCUCUGUAGCUGAGAGCCUUGGAUUUAAACUGUUCUUCUCUCUGGACUAUGCCGGUAAUGGGGCGUGGCCCAAGUCGGAGGUGGAGAUGAUCUCCUCGAAUGACUACGGAGAAUACCAUUACAUUGGACCCCUGAAUGACAAAGCCUACGUCGCUUUCACGACUGGCAAGGCACCAUAUAACUAUGUUCGCGGUAUGCCGCAUGAUGGUUGGAGACUUCGACUUCCGUACGUGAUCGACCAGUACAAAAAUGGUAAAGCCUCCUUGACAGAAGAGAGCUUGGUGAUCUGGUAUCGCAAGCAAUCCAGACUCACUUCUAAUGGUGGAGGCAUCACGGGAAACACAGCAAGUCAAUUACAAGUCGAAUACCAUGCCUCUACAGUCUUUGAAAACAAAAUAUUUUUCUCCGCUUUCCUAGGUUCCAACGCCACGGUCGAAGUGACUAUCGAUGGUCUGAAAUUCUAUGCUUCAUGGGAGUCGGAGCCAGAUGGCGGAGUUGGUAUCUACCAUGGCAGUAUUGAUUUCAACUUACACCUGUUUAGAGAUGUUAGUGUGACUGUUGUCCGGGAUCUUGCGGUUAUCAGGGUUAGCGGCACCCCUAUCACUACGGUCUGCGACAACGGUCUCAAUAGCUGGAAUGCGUGGGUGGAAAGCGCAACUUCUGAGACGUUAAUUCCAGCAGUUUCUCCAAAGCUAUCACUGUCCGAUCAAUUCUGUAUUGCUGGAUUAGGAGCUACUAACCUUGCUAGACUCUGUGCGUUUACAUAUAAAUAUGGAUACUGCCCAUUUGGCGCCUGCUACUGUACCGCGAUAGGAAAGAAGGCGCUCCCCAAAGCCACCGGAGUCAAAGGGUAUCCUGCUAACAGGGAUGCCAAUUAUGCUGGCUUAUGUGAUUUCGCGUGCAAUUAUGGAUACUGUCCUAAGACGGCGUGCUCCACCACCGAGAGAGCAGUAUAUAUUCCCACCAGCUCUCCUUUCACCCCGCUAGCCUGUACCAGCGGCGAAGGCGAGGGCAAAAUGGCUGGGCUCUGCAGCUUCGCCUGGCCUCUUUAUGCUCCACCCGAGCCAGAUAGUAUUCAAGGAGUCCCGGAUACUGAUGACGGUGACGAGUAUCUGCUGAUGAAAGGUCUCUGUAACUUCGCUUGCAGUCGUGAAGAUCCGGGCGAUGACCCAGAUAAAGAUAAUGAUGACUGUAUCGAGACGGCCACCGUUACGGAUGAAUGGGUAUCUUGCAAGACUAUUGACUCGACAUCCACCUCAUGCACCACUACAAGCUACCACGUCCACACCGGCUGCCGGGCGACUCCAUCGGCUACGACCACAGGGGUAGAUGCCUGCUACUCUGUAAACCCGUACGCGGACCAAGGACAAGACGGUGGAGCAUCAUCUAAGCUCGUCACCACGACUGAUGAUCGCCGGGUCACCACCAUUACCCACGAAAAGACCAGCACCACUACUCACCGGCCCGAGCAGACUCAUACCGUUGAUGGGGGUGUAAUUAGAUGCAUGUCAGACAACAAUGACUACAAGCAGGAAGACAAAGCUCAAUUUGGCACCCUCACUUCAACUCCGUUGCGCGCUCUGUCUGCGAGCAAGAAAAUGUUGACUUUUCUUCCGAUGGCAAUGGCAACUACGGCAUAG
Molecule: messenger RNA, 1908 nt
Organism: Penicillium antarcticum
Lineage: Eukaryota; Fungi; Ascomycota; Eurotiomycetes; Eurotiales; Aspergillaceae
Product: CAZyme family GH71 and CBM24
Exons: 5
Coding region: 1-1908 (635 amino acids)
Biological process (GO): mating projection tip cell wall disassembly
Molecular function (GO): glucan endo-1,3-alpha-glucosidase activity
Source: RefSeq, a predicted model, not a curated record